AUGGCGGAAUCUUCGAAUUCCGCUGCGGCCUCUGGCCAAACUCAGACCGCGGCAAAGCCUACGAAGGCGCCGAACCCAGUAUGGAAAAUGAUGGGGAUGCCUAACUUCCGCCUCAAACUUCCUUCCCGCAAUUGGAUGAUCUUUCUCACAGUAACCGGCUCUUUCACCGCUGCCCUGGUCUAUGACCGCAAACAGAAGAAGCGUGCACAACAGAAAUGGUGUGACUUGGUGGCGCACCUUUCCAAAGAGCCUCUCCCAAUUGAUCAAACACGGCGUAAGCUUACAGUCUUUCUGUCGGCCCCUCCUGGCGAUGGUCUCCGCGUUGCUCGGGAGCACUUCAAAGAAUAUGUCAAGCCCAUACUAGUAGCCGCGGCCUUGGACUACCAGGUGAUCGAAGGACGGCGGGAAGGCGACAUCCGCGCUGGGCUUGCAGAGCGAAUUCGCAAGUCUAGAAGGAAGUCCGGCGAGUCAAGCUCUGUGGUGGAAGAAACUGGCAUCGAAGAGGUCGUUGCGGAUGCUAGGGAGAAGAUGGGAGUGGUAGAGGAGCCAGUUCCCAAGGGUGAUCUGAUCAUCGGACGUAAUACCUGGAAAGAGUAUAUCCGAGAUGUGCCGUCACCUUCCGAGGGAGCAGAGACCAGUGGCUCUCCCGACGACACCCCUACCGCCGAGAACGCCGAGAAGAAAGAAGAACCCGAGAAGAAGGAUGAGAAGCCUUCUAAGCCUACCGGCCCGACCCCAGCAUACAUCACUCCCGCCGACUACUCGUCGCAAAACCUCCCACGGUCUCUCCCACAGUCCUUGGACGGCUCCGCUCCGAUCCAUUUCCCUCACAUUCUAGGAUUCUUGAACACUCCUAUCAGAAUCUACCGAUACUUGAACCAACGCCACCUCGCUGAUAGCGUCGGACGGGAGGUUGCUGGCAUCGUUCUCGCCUCGACGACCCGGCCAUACAGCGAUGGUUCAUUCAGCACAGACUCCGAGCUAACCCCAGCGGGUGUCGACGCCGCUCCAGCCUCCGAUAACCUGUUGGGUGGAAACUACGAACAACAAACCCUGCUCGAAGAGGAAGAACAGGACUGGCACAAGUCCGUGCACAAGAAGGAUGAGGCGAACCCUAAUAAGGAACGCGAGUGGGUGGACUCUGUCGUUCUGGAUUCCCGUAUCGCAGCCCGGAUGCAACGCUAUGUCCUUUCUCCCGAAGACGAAGCCCGCUCACAACGGAUUGCCGAGGGCGCAGAAUACAUCCUGGGUGAGGAGCGGCCCACGCCUGUUCCUUUCUGGCAGCGUAUGUGGAUUAAGUAUGGAUAUGGCGAGGACGAGGAAACUCUCAAGAGGAAGCCUAUCCUUGGAAACAUUGACGGAGAGGAUGACCAGUGA
Molecule: messenger RNA, 1377 nt
Organism: Aspergillus bombycis
Lineage: Eukaryota; Fungi; Ascomycota; Eurotiomycetes; Eurotiales; Aspergillaceae
Product: Tim22-complex subunit TIM54
Exons: 3
Coding region: 1-1377 (458 amino acids)
Biological process (GO): sphingosine biosynthetic process
Cellular component (GO): cytoplasm; intracellular membrane-bounded organelle; membrane
Source: RefSeq, a predicted model, not a curated record